Molecule: messenger RNA, 1093 nt
Organism: Helianthus annuus (common sunflower)
Lineage: Eukaryota; Viridiplantae; Streptophyta; Magnoliopsida; Asterales; Asteraceae
Exons: 3
Coding region: 1-846 (281 amino acids)
Source: RefSeq, a predicted model, not a curated record
AUGAACAUUGUCAAGACAACACAAGUUAUCGGUUCAUGCUUAACAGUCAAAUAUAGUGACGGUUGCUGCUCUGGUAAAGUCAGCACAUACACCACCCGACCUUUAGUCGGAUGGAAACAGAUAUUCCCAAUGGCUGUCGAGUCUUCACGAGAAGCUCCUGCUUCUUCACAAAGAGCACAACCACCAGCACACAGUCGGUUUGAACUCGGGCCCGGGCCAAUUGUUUACACUGUGGAUCUUUGCCGACAUCCUCACAUAGUGACUGAUAAGAGCAGCGCAUGUGGGGCCCACAUGGUUUAUUAUAAACAUAUCCCUUCUUUCUCUCUCUCGUUCACUAUACCCACCAACACCCACCAUUACCCUCCACCGGAGAACCACCACCGCCGCCGCCGCCGUCUACCGCCUCCAAUCAUUGCCUCUUCAGCCAAUCAACCACCACUUAAUCCGCCACCACAACUCAAAGGCUGCACAUAUAAUACAAACCAACAGCCAUCAAUAUCUGAACCCACCCCUCAUCCUCCUCUACUCACUCACUCAGUGAGUGAUCAUAUCCAUAUUCUCACACUUUUUGAUGUGUUUGUUCUGUUGCAAUCCUCAUAUCAUCAUGGAUCUGAAAAACAAGAGAUCAGUCGAAGAAAAAGCCGAGAGUCCGUUAGCAUCGACAAAUCAGACAAAAUGCUGUACCGAUUGUCAAACCACUACAACUCCUCUUUGGAGAGGCGGUCCUGCUGGUCUGGUCGGCUGGUGGUUGUGAUAGGUGGUGACGGUGACUGGGUUAGAAAUCGGAGCUCACUUUUUACUGAUUUGCGACCGCACAAUACAACUCAGAUCUGGAACAAACUUUGAUUCAGAUCUAGUUUGGCUUGUCGGUGAUGGAUGGCCGGAGAUGGAGCGACGAUUCGUUUGGGUUAGCCGGUAGGCGGUGGCGGUAGUUCUCCGGUAAAGGGGGUGGUGAUGGUUUGGUGGCUAUAGUGAACAAGUCAGUAAAGAGUGAUAGGUAUAUAAUAAAUCAUGUGGCCCCACCUGAAUUAAUAUAUUAGUUAUUUUAUUUUAAUGACUCAAUACUUAUUUUUUAUAUUAAGGGUAUUUUAGU